This is a messenger RNA of Mizuhopecten yessoensis (Yesso scallop), 1313 nucleotides long. Its product is annotated as protein C3orf33 homolog. NCBI's taxonomy places the organism in Eukaryota, Metazoa, Mollusca, Bivalvia, Pectinida, Pectinidae. The record is from RefSeq and is a predicted model, not a curated record. Bases 120 to 914 code for a protein of 264 amino acids. The transcript has 6 exons.
UGUUUCCGGCGUAAACAUGACUGCUUGCGCGAUUUGUUGCACCGGGUAUUAAAACUCUAAAACUCAGCACAUCAGCUUGGAUUUAAGACAACAGAAAGCUGUAAUAUACCACUGCCAGGAUGGUAUCCUCUGAAGAUGAGGAAAAUGAAAAAAGACAACAAGCAAAUGAUAUUCUGUACAAAAUCACAACAUUUAUGGAUAGAUAUGUGCGAGAGGCUAAGUGGUUGGCCUAUGGUGUUGGAACAGUUGGUUUGGUACUUGUGCUACGUGGAGUACAUGCAACAGACGUGUUCUCUGCAGCCAAAGACAUUCCAAAACAUUUCAUAAAGAAUGGUGUUCGUCUGAGGGGGCGAGUGACAUCAGUCGAGGUCAGUGGUAUCCUCCAAAUUAAUCAUCAGCCCCUGUUGACCAUUAAGCCAAGAUGGCUUCAACGCUUUUAUAAAACUAAAUCCCUUCCAGUAGAGCUUGCAUACAUAUCUCUGUCCCCCCUGGGGCAACAGUGGAUAGGACAGAACGUUGUGGGGAAAAGGGUCUUGUUCCUGCCCCUAGGGAUUCAGGAAAGAUCACAUCCAUGGCAAGAUUCACUUCUGGCGACCGUUUAUAUACCCAAGAUUUUCAGAAGAAACACAUGUGUGAAUGACGAGCUUGUAAAACAGGGACUGUGUAAAGUAUCGUACGCCGUUGAACAGGACAUGUGUCAGAUGUCAGCAAGUCAGUCAGAACUGCUCAAUAGACUCAUAGGGUUGGAAAGUGCUGCGUGUAAAAAGGAAGCAGGAAUGUGGAAGGUAUCGCCUAGUGAAAAGAAGUCUACAAAGAUCGUAGGUGCCUUAAAAGGAAUUGUGACUUUGCCGUGGAAAGGACUUAAAAGCGUGGCUAAUUAUUUUGGAAAAUGGUUCAAAAGGAAAAAGGAAUAGAAACAAGUAGAAAUGUUCACAAGUUUUGCAAUCAAAUCUGUCCUAGAAAUUAUUGCUUGUUGAGAGAUUAUUGUUUGAAAGUGUGUCAAAGACUUUAAGUAUUGAAGUGUUGACUUUUCCAAUAUAUUUUCUAGUCGUAACUGUUUGUCCUAAAUAGUAUUUUAUUUUGGUAACUAUAUAAGAUCUGUUUUACUGUGUUUGAAAUAUGAAGUUGUAAACAAGAGAAGAAAUCACAAAAAAUAUCAUAUGUAAUUGCUGAAGUGUUACAUACAGGUAUUUAAUAGUAUUUACUGCACUUCUGUUUAAUAUGUAAUGUGCAUAACUUGGUUUUUGGGGAUGCAUGUACCUGAGUUAUCACAAAGAUGUUUUUUUUUAAUAUAAAUGAGGAAUGAUAUUAAA